AUGACGAGCUCGUCCCAGCACGCUCCAACCGUUUGGUGGAUUCUGGGCGGCGGCGGCCACUCCGCAGAGCUCGUGGACACGCCGCAGUGUUCAGUACUGUUUGCAGAGAGCGUCUGCCGCACGCGGACGCUCAGUGCCACGGCGCGCCUGACGGCUUGUGCUGCGACAGUCUGA
This is a messenger RNA of Dermatophagoides pteronyssinus (European house dust mite), 174 nucleotides long. RefSeq lists its product as uncharacterized. The record is from RefSeq and is a predicted model, not a curated record. Lineage: Eukaryota; Metazoa; Arthropoda; Arachnida; Sarcoptiformes; Pyroglyphidae.